This is a messenger RNA of Chlorella variabilis, 1686 nucleotides long. RefSeq lists its product as hypothetical. The transcript has 13 exons. Bases 1 to 1686 code for a protein of 561 amino acids. The record is from RefSeq and is a predicted model, not a curated record. Lineage: Eukaryota; Viridiplantae; Chlorophyta; Trebouxiophyceae; Chlorellales; Chlorellaceae.
AUGGCCAAUUUUGCGGUGAACAACGGUGCGAACGGCGCUGAGGGAGGCUGGAAGCUGAGUUCUGAGCGCACGAGCAGGCUGGGAUUCACCGUGACCAUCAGCCUCGUGUUAAUCGCCACCCUUGCCGCAAUAGCGGUCACCGAGCUGCACCCGGCGGGCAAGUCGUGCGCAGAGUGCCCGGCAUGCCCGGAGCCGCAGCAGCCCGAGCCAUGUCCAGAGCAGCAGCCCUGCCCAGCGCCAGACGCAGCCGCGGCUACCGGCAGCACCCAAGCCACGGCAGGCACAGGCGGGGGCAAGGGUGGCAAGGCGCCCUCGCUGCCCGACCCGCUGGCGGUGCUCCGGGCAUCGCCCUGGGAGCCCUCACUGCCGGAGCACGAGCUUCUGAAGGGAUUGGUGUCUUACGGCGACAUGUCCCGCAUGCGCCGCUUCUUCACAAAGCUGCUGUCCGGCCAGGCCGUCACCGUGGUGUCCAUUGGCGGCAGCGUGUCGUGGGGGCACGGCGCCAGCGUCCGCGGCCAGACCGACCUGCCUGCCCUGGUCUUCCAGUGGAUGAAUGCCACCUUCCCCCACCCCCAGCACAAGUUCCUCAACCAAGCCAUUUCUGCCACGCCCUCCAAUUACUUCACGCUCUGCCUCCAGUGGCACGUGCCCCCUGAUGCUGACCUGGUCCUGAUGGAGUUCAACCCCAAUGACGGACCCGACAAGGGAGACAUGCCGAUCCGGAGGGCGCACGAGCGGCUCAUCCGCAAGCUGCUGGUGCACGACCGGCGGCCGCCGCUGCUGGAGGUCAUCUUCUGCUACUGGGCCCUGGACUGGAUGGAGAGCGCAGAGAUACCCUACCGGAUGGGUGGUGACGAUGAGCUGGGGGUGCUUUCGCAGUAUUACCACCUCCCCUUUGUCUCCGACCGCUCGCUGCUGUGGGAUGCGGUGUAUGCCAAGGGCAGCCCCAACUACACAGCAGAGGCGCCCUGGCCCUACUUCCACCACGACAGGAACCACCCCAACGAUGUUGGACACAGGUAUCUGGCUGAGAUGGUGAUCCUGUACAUGCGGCGGGUGCUGGAGGAUCUGUCGCUCCGGCCCUUCAGCGACACAGACGAGGAGGCGAGCCAGGCGCCCCUACCGCCGCCCAUGCUGCGGAACAACUGGCCAAACAUAAACAACUCGUGCCUGGUGGGCAAGCUGUUUGGCGAACAUGUGGUGGCCAGCCGCGGGUUCAAGUGGAUGAACGACGGGACGAAGGAGAAGCCCAAGUGGGGCUGGGUGGGCACCACGCCCAACUCCACGCUGCGGUUCGAGAUCAACACAGCCACGGCCAGGGCCGUGCAAUCUGGGGCCAUGGAGGAGGGCGUCGCCACGCACGUGGGCGUGUUGCACCUGCGCAGCUAUGAGCACAUGGGAAUAGUGGAGUUCCGAUGCGUGGCGGGCUGCGACUGCCAGCCGCUCAACAUAGACGGCCUGCACGAGGGCAAGUUCUCGCAGGUGUAUCACACCGCCUGGCCCGUGACGCGCGCAGAGAAGUGCGUCAUCGAGGCGCGCACCCUGGAGGACACGCGGUCGGGGGAGCACAAGGUGCGCAUAGAUGGCGUGAUCGUGUCUGAGGUGGCGGGCGAGCACGAGCUGAAGGACGACCGGAUACACGUCGACUUUAACGCGCCCGACGGAGUGGGACAGUUUGAGUGGUGA